Pieris macdunnoughi is the source of this 3039-nucleotide messenger RNA. NCBI's taxonomy places the organism in Eukaryota, Metazoa, Arthropoda, Insecta, Lepidoptera, Pieridae. The record is from the annotation of a GenBank genome assembly.
AUGAUGUGGUUUCACGUAGCGGUGGCGGCCGCAGUUAUCACUACUAUUAGCGUUCAGGGCGAUCAAGUGAUGCUUCUAGAUACCACGACUGAAAAUACUCUUGGUUGGACACGUUACCCCUACGGUGCACAGGCGAGUACCCCCGGAUGGGUAGAAGAAUCUUACACCAAUUUUGAAAAGCAUAUAAACUGGCGAUCGUAUGUCGUUUGUGAUGUUGCCCACCAUAAUGUAAACAAUUGGCUUUGGACACCAUUCAUUGAAAGACGAAACGCUAAUCGUAUAUACAUCGAGAUUAAUUUCACUAUCCGAGAUUGCUCUUUAUUUCCGGGAAACGCACUGAGUUGCAAGGAAACCUUCAGUCUGUUAUAUUAUGAGUUUGACGUCGCAACACGCGAACAACCACCAUGGGAGCCUGAAAGUUAUAAACUAGUGGGCAGAAUAGCAGCUGGUGAAGGCAGGUUCAACACAAACUCAGAAGUUGACAUAAAUACAGAGGUAAAGAGCAUAGCUGUAACAAAACGAGGAGUAUACAUAGCAUUCAGAGAUCAAGGUGCCUGCAUUUCUAUUUUAGCAGUGAAAGUUUAUUACAUUACAUGCCCAGAAGUAACAAUAAACUUUGCAAAGUUCCCAGCAACCCCUACAGGCCGUGAAGUAACUGUCAUUGAACAGGCCAAUGGUACCUGUGUUGAGAACGCUGAAACGGCUCAAGGUGAGUCUCCUCCAGUUUAUUUAUGCAAAGGAGAUGGAAAAUGGACUUUACCUAGUGGAUCAUGCAAAUGCAAAGGAGGCUAUGAACCAGAUCACAGCAACCAAGUUUGUAAUGAAUGUGCCCCUGGGAAGUUCAAAUCACAUACUGGUGACGAAGCUUGUAUGUCAUGCCCUGAUAAUUCAGAGACUACAGCCCAUGCCUCUGUUGAAUGUAAAUGUAUACCAGGUUUUUUCCGAGCCAAGAAAGACCCUAAGAAUGUUCCAUGUACUCAACCACCAGGUGUACCUGACAACCUGACUGUAACAUUUGCUGAUCAGUUUUCUAUAUCUCUAGCUUGGCAUCCACCACAUAAAUCAGGUGGACGAGAUGAUGUUACAUAUGAAGUUCGAUGUACAAAUUGUGGGCCCCAUGUAGAGUAUAGACCAUCUUCAAAUGGUCUUAAUCACACUCGAGUCACUGUGAUGGGUUUAGACCCAGUUACUGAAUACAAAUUUCAAGUUUUUGCUGUUAAUGGUGUAUCAGACUUAACCGGUGAUUCUCCAAAGAAAGUUGAAAUAACUGCUAUAACAGAGGCAUCUGUAGUGAGUGUGGUCUCCAAGUUAAGAAUAGUUAGUGUAGAAAAUGACAAACUUUCAUUAGUAUGGACUCCUCCUCCUGUAGAUGUAACUGAUCCUGAUGAUACAAUUGAAAGCUAUGAAGUAAAAUGCUUCCCUAAAGAUAACAAUGAAAGAAGUGCAAAUGUCACUGUUAAAAUAACAAAAGAACCUCAUGCAGUUAUUACUGGCCUGAAAAGGGACACUGAAUAUGGAGUGAGAGUCAGAGCUAAAAUGAAGCGAGGGUGGGGAGAACUAAGUGGAAUUAUGUAUGCGAGAACAGGUGCAGGAUUGGAACCAACAUUAGUUGUUAGCGAAGAAGAAGGGGCCCGAGUAAGAUUAUUUGCUGGUGUUAUGGUUGCUGUGGUUGUUCUAUCUGUUGUGGCCAUUAUUGCCACAGUAUUAUUUUUGAGGUCUCGUACUGACGAUGAAUGUGACAAGAAACAGCCGAGUGACUGUAAUGCACUUAACUAUAGAAACGGAGAAGUAUAUACGGGACCAGACAGACCUACAAAAACAAGUAGUAAUGCAACAACACCACUCUUUGCUGGUACGGGAUCAAGGACUUACAUUGAUCCACAUACUUAUGAAGACCCAAACCAAGCUGUUAGAGAAUUUGCUCGUGAAAUAGAUGCCUCUUGUAUUACUAUAGAAGCCAUAAUUGGUGGAGGUGAAUUUGGUGAUGUGUGUCGAGGAAAAUUAAAAUUACCCGCAUGUGGUCAAGAAAUAGAUGUGGCAAUAAAAACACUAAAGCCUGGUUCAACUGAAAGAGCCCGCCGAGAUUUUCUUGCUGAAGCAUCAAUUAUGGGGCAAUUUGAGCACCCUAAUGUUAUCUUCUUACAAGGGGUUGUUACAAAAUGUAAUCCAAUAAUGAUUAUUACAGAAUUUAUGGAGAAUGGGUCAUUGGACACAUUCUUACGAGCAAAUGAUGGUAAAUUUCGUGUGCUUCAACUGGUUGGCAUGCUUCGUGGAAUAGCAACUGGAAUGCAAUAUCUAUCAGAAAUGAAUUACAUUCAUCGUGAUCUUGCUGCUCGGAAUGUAUUAGUUAAUUCCCAAUUAGUAUGUAAAAUAGCUGAUUUUGGUUUAUCACGAGAAAUUGAAUCAACCGCAGAUGGAGCAUAUACAACUCGAGGUGGGAAAAUUCCAGUACGAUGGACAGCCCCUGAGGCAAUAGCAUUUAGGAAAUUUACAUCUGCCAGUGAUGUUUGGUCAAUGGGGAUUGUUUGUUGGGAAGUAAUGAGUUUUGGGGAAAGGCCCUACUGGAAUUGGAGUAAUCAGGAUGUCAUAAAAUCAAUAGAGAAAGGUUAUCGCCUACCAGCUCCAAUGGACUGCCCUGAAGCUGUUUAUCAACUGAUGUUGGACUGUUGGCAGAAAGAACGUACUCAUCGGCCCACCUUUGUAAGCAUUGUUAAAACUUUAGAUAAACUCAUACGUUGCCCAGACACAUUGAGAAAGAUAGCUCAAAAUCGAUCAACUGAUCCAUUAGCUGGAGACACACCAGACUUAAUCCAAUUCUCAUCUGUUGAAGAAUGGUUGGAAUGUAUUAAAAUGUCAAGAUACAUUGAGAAAUUCAGGGCUGCUGGUAUAACAGAUAUGAAUGCUGUUGUAGAUCUCACUGUUCACCAGCUGACCUCUUUGGGAGUUACCUUGGUUGGUCAUCAGAAAAAAAUAAUGAAUAGUGUUCAAAGCAUGCGGGCACAGAUCCGUGUAAGUGGGCCAUAUGGGUUUCUUGUGUAA